CUAGUCAAUUUACUUAUCUCUGAUAAAAGCAGAACUAAAAUAACAUAACCUAACUUUGGAGAUUCACUAAUGUUUACUGGUAUUGGUAUUUCUUGUGCCUAUGUCAUUUUGUAAAAAAAAAAAAAAUAAUAAUUGUUUAUUAUAUUGAGUGUUAUUGCGAGUGUAUAUCAAAUUAACUGUUAAUUAAUAUAUUGUAUCAUUGUUUUAUGAAACUCUGUGAUGGCAGACAAGGAUCGUAUGCAAGAAGUAAAUUUGGUGAAAGAUAAAGCAAAUCUGAAAAACACGGCUGUUGAUUAUAUGAAAUUGAUGGAAAAAAUCAAUUUGGAAAGAGCUCAGAAACUAAAACGUAUGAGACGUAACAAUAUUAUAACCGGUUGCAUGCUUGGUGGUGCGGUCCUUGGUAUAUACGUGUAUUCUAUGGUCUCUGUUAAACAAGAGGUAUUUCUGGAUGAUUUUAAUGAGCCAGAGACUGUUUCUAAGUAAACAUAUUAGGUAGUGUUUUCAGUAUCUAGUAAAUUUAUUUGUGUUUUGUCAUCAGUUCAGAACACCAAGUGGAAGUAAUAUUGCAUCAACUAUUUUAAUCCUUGAAAACUUUGUAAUUAUGUCUUCACGUUUACGUUUGCCACCUCUGCCCUCAAUUAGAGACCUCAUACGCCUCUAUCGUUUACGGGCACUGCGACAGUUAUCUCAGAAUUUUUUAAUGGAUCAACGUUUGAUUGACAAGAUUGUGAGAGCAGCUGGCAGAAUUAAGGACGGUCAUGUGUGUGAGGUGGGACCAGGUCCUGGAGGAAUCACACGCGCCAUCCUGGGAAGGAAUCCUGAGAAGGUUGUGGUCAUUGAAAAGGAUCGUCGCUUUAUCCCAAUGCUUGAGCUUUUAACAGAAGCGACUGACGGCAAGAUGGAUGUGAUAAUCGGGGAUGUGUUAAGCUUCAAUAUGGAGAAAAUGUUUCCCGAGGAGAUGAGGUUGGAUUGGGAAAGUCAUACACCAAACAUUCACCUCAUUGGGAACCUGCCAUUCAGCGUUUCAACUCCGCUUAUCAUCCGCUGGCUGCACGCCAUAGCUGACAAGGGAAACGCUUGGUCAUAUGGUCGUGUCCCGAUGACCUUGACUUUUCAAAAAGAGGUUGCAGAGCGAAUGACUGCCCCUGUCACCUCCCCGCAGCGCUGUAGACUGUCGGUGAUGUGCCAGAAUUGGUGCAAUGUGCAGCAUGUGUUCACCAUCCCAGGAUCAGCGUUUGUCCCAAAACCAGAUGUGGAUGUUGGUGUUGUCCAUUUUGAACCAAAGAUUGAGCCCAUUAUCCCGCUACCUUUCACAAUGGUGGAAAAAGUAGUGCGCUGCAUCUUUAGCUUCAGGCAGAAGUACAGCAUCCGUGGGGCAGAGACCUUGUUUCCCGUCGUCUUGCGGGAGAGCCUGGGAUUGGAGAUGUACCGGCUGGCGGACGUCGACCCGCGAGCUCGUCCGUUCCAGCUGACGGUGGGUGAGUUUGGCCGACUGUGCUCGGCGUACGAGAGCAUCUGUCUGCGCGACCCCAGGCUCUUCAGGUACAACUCUCGGAGCAGCAAGAAGGAUUCGUUUGACGAGGAGGGGCAGCUGGAAGAAGGGCAGCCUCUAGAGACUCAAGGUGUGUCGAGUGUGUUGUAGUUGCGUGUGGAGCACAUGAGUUUCAAUUGCUGUAGAUACUUAAACUGCAAAAGUGAUUACUGUAGGUACGUAUAGAUUUCGUUGAUAUCUUUGUUGAUAAUUUUUUUUAUCAGUUUUAAUCUCUGGAUUGAAUUUGUUUUUCAAAAAAAAUAUUGUAUACAAAAAAAAUAAAGUUAAUUUGUUUAACCAGUCCAAUAGAAUGACAA
Bacillus rossius redtenbacheri is the source of this 1848-nucleotide messenger RNA. RefSeq names its product dimethyladenosine transferase 1, mitochondrial (gene mtTFB1). The record is from RefSeq and is a predicted model, not a curated record. NCBI's taxonomy places the organism in Eukaryota, Metazoa, Arthropoda, Insecta, Phasmatodea, Bacillidae. Gene Ontology annotation, biological process: transcription initiation at mitochondrial promoter; rRNA methylation. The transcript has 5 exons. Gene Ontology annotation, cellular component: mitochondrial matrix. Gene Ontology annotation, molecular function: rRNA (adenine-N6,N6-)-dimethyltransferase activity; mitochondrial transcription factor activity. The coding region runs from base 602 to 1642 and encodes 346 amino acids.